This is a messenger RNA of Aspergillus pseudotamarii, 585 nucleotides long. RefSeq lists its product as uncharacterized. The transcript has 2 exons. Bases 56 to 460 code for a protein of 134 amino acids. Lineage: Eukaryota; Fungi; Ascomycota; Eurotiomycetes; Eurotiales; Aspergillaceae. The record is from RefSeq and is a predicted model, not a curated record.
UUUCGAAUUCGCCAUCCACCUAUUGCAUAAUCUGGAGGCGCUUCUGGUACAGCUCAUGAAUAUCCUAAACCGUGGACAAGUAUCGAGUCUGAAUACAAGGGAUACGACAAAAACUUCCAUCCAAUCUCAUGAGCAGUUUAGUAAUGACUCAGAAGAAGAUGACUUUGAAUCUUCUGGCGAUGUGUCUAUCACCGAUUCGUUGUUGUUUGGUGUGGCUGCCAGUAUUGACAAGCUUUAUCGUCUCUCAUUCAAAAUACGCGAUCCCACAAUGAGGAUGGGAUUUUCCAAAGCGCUCAAGUAUCGUGCAUUGGACCCAGAAACCGACGUUGAUCUGAUCGACCAGCUCCGAGAAAGCAGCCAACGCCAUCUUGAACAGCUUUUUCUAUCUUAUCAUUCGACCUCUGCAAGGGACUUGGAAAAGGACUUUCUAGUUCAGCAUCUAGUCAAAGCCAAUACCUGAGGGAGGCAGUGGUUUGCAUACUGGAAGAGGAGACGAGGUCGGUUUGAAAUUAUGUCCAGAAUAGAAACUAUGGAAUAAAUGGCACCCGAUUCCGGGGCAGAAAACAAACCAAAUUUGAAUGUUCC